This is a messenger RNA of Vespa velutina, 822 nucleotides long. Its product is annotated as AN1-type zinc finger protein 1-like. Lineage: Eukaryota; Metazoa; Arthropoda; Insecta; Hymenoptera; Vespidae. The coding region runs from base 1 to 807 and encodes 268 amino acids. Gene Ontology annotation, cellular component: cytoplasm. The transcript has 2 exons. Gene Ontology annotation, molecular function: zinc ion binding. The record is from RefSeq and is a predicted model, not a curated record.
AUGGAAUUUCCUAAUACUGGAGAACGUUGUGCAUUGGACGAUUGUAAAGUAUUAGAUUUUCUUCCAUUUAAGUGUAAUCAUUGUGAUUUGACAUUUUGUAAAAAUCAUUUUAAUGCAGAAUCGCAUAAAUGUUCUAAAUCUUUGUCCGAUGUUAUAUCGUCGAAAGAGACAUCUUCAAAUUUUACUUGUUCUAAACAAGAUUGUAAAGAAACGUCACCUGUCGAAAUGUUAUGCUAUAAAUGUAAGAUUCAUUUUUGCUUAAAGCACAGAUAUCAUGGUUGUUUUGAAACUAACGACGAUGAGACAUUAAAAAAACUUAAGAAAUGGCAAAUACCUAAGAGACAAUUUGCCCAAGCUAAAGCAAUAGUAGAUCAAGAAGUUUCUGAUUCUUUAAAAAAGUCAAAAAAUACUGCUAUGGCUAACAAAGUACAAUUGAUGCGUGUGAAAAGUGUUGCUGUAGGCCCUAAAAAUGUGCCGAUGAAUGAACGCUGUUAUUUUCUUGUGUAUCCACCGAUAACCGUUUCAAAUAAAGUUACAAGCGCCCCAAAAGGUAUUUACAUGAAUAAACAUUGGACCAUUGGUAAAAUCAUAGAUUCAACGGCUGACAUAUUUAAAAUUCCUAACAACAAUAACACAUCAAUUACAAAUAAAUUGCAUUUAUUCAAUCAUAAUACUGGUGCAUCCAUAUGUAAUAAAAUGGAUACUCCUUUAAUAGAUCUAUUUGAAAGUUCUUCACUUAUUGAUGGGCAAUGCAUUAUUUUAGAAUAUUCUGAUAACGCAUCUGUAGAUCUUACCCUCUAUAAAUAAAUGUAUUAAAAAUUA